This is a messenger RNA of Pocillopora meandrina, 5483 nucleotides long. The record is from the annotation of a GenBank genome assembly. NCBI's taxonomy places the organism in Eukaryota, Metazoa, Cnidaria, Anthozoa, Scleractinia, Pocilloporidae.
AUUAAAUGGUACUGCCUGGAAUGAUCUGUUAGGAAGGCAUUUAAUCAAGGCUCCCUCUAACUGAGGGAUAUAUAAUUAUGGUGAGUUCUUUAUAUCGUAGGGAUGUGAAUUUCUCAUUGAGCCUCCGAUCGUUUGAGCUCAUUGUUUAUCCCUAGCUAUCUUUGACUCUUCACGUUCAGGUAAUGGAGACUCCGCUAGAUGUACUGUCAAGAGCCGCUUCUUUAGUGCAGCCAGACACAAGGGAAAGUAAGUUUGAUAAGUAUCGAUUCUGUCUCACAUCUUUUUAGGUUUAAAGGCGCGUAUACAUGUUUUUACAGCUUACUAUUUCAGGUUUAUUCUUAGUGUUUACGUGAAGGUAUUUGCCACAUGCGAAGAACAUGUGUGUACAGAUAUUUGAGUUCAAGUUCUCUCCGAUAUUACUGCACUUAACAGGCAAAAUUUUCUUCCUUUUCUUCAGCUUUCAACGAUAACAUGAUUUUUAUGUGAAACGCUUAGCAGUAUAUUUAUAGCAUAUAGUUUUGUUAUGCAUGGUAUGAACAAUUUCUCGUUAUACCAAUAAACAAAAAAAUCCAAAUUCGACACCGUCAUAUUGUUAUUAGACGGUCCUAAGAAGAAGGAAGAGUAAUACAACAUGAUGUUCUUGUUUAAACUCUACACGGCGUAGCUCGUACUGAUUUUUGUGGGCUACCUGUUUUCACCAAGAACCAUUAAGUUACAGAACUGUUAUGAAAUAGUGGGCACGUUGCUUGCAUCACUAACAUUCCGUGCAAAUUUUUGGGCUAUUAAAUAAAGUAAGACAAUUCUUUGGUUGCUAAACGAUUAUUACGUUACGGCGUCGUGCCACUUGUCUGUCAGUGGUUAACUUUUGAAGAAAAAUUUUUUUUAAGAUUCUGUUUUCUACAAUUUAUUUAUAAUGGUGAGAGGAUUCACUUUGGACAUGAAGAAAGGUUGAAAGAUUGUCCCGCUUGUUACUACAAACCGAUGCAUGCUGGAAACUGAACGCGAAUGUGCUUGUAAUGAAAAUAUCUCGAUUGAUUAUUUUCAAACCUUAAUUCUAGAAACGGAGACGGAUGCAGGCGAGGAAUCACCCAAGGUGAUGCCUUCAGCUGAAAACCGGAGGAAACGAAAUCUUGAAAGACGAGACAUUUCUCAAGCGUUGAAUUUUGAUGACGGUCGUCUUGAGAAACUUUCGUCAGUGAAGACAGCAGGAACACAAACGUAAGUAUUGCCUCCAUUUUGUGUAAUUUAUGCCUUCUGAUGGUGUCAGCUGUGGGGUCUAGUACUUGCCUUGGUAUACUUUGUCAUCACUUUUUACAACGCUACCAUUUUAGUCGUAGAUUCAGAAAUUGUUAUAUUUACUCGGAAUGUUUUCAUUUUGUUUUUAAUGUGCUGCACGCAUUGUGUUAUCACAAUUUUCACGGAAAUGUGUAAAAAUGUAAUUUUACAUUUAGUCGUUAAGAAGAAAAGCAAACCGAAUCUAUAGCACAGUGCUACCGUUACUGGUUUUGUCAUGUGAGUUUUUCACAUUCCUUUAGUUGAAAUUGGUAGAAACUUGAAGGAUCUCUUCCAUUCUAAUAGGAACAGAAUAUUUUCUGUGUCGGAAUGUUGUAAAAUAAAUUAUAUGGUUAUAGUUCUUGCAUCGUUCUUGUAAGUUAACUUUGAGGAGUGAUUCGGAAUUCCUUUUAGAAAAGCUAUUGUAACAUAGAUUUAAGGACCAUAAAAGUUAGCUCUCAAAACUCAUGAUAUAGGAAAGAAGUUAUAUUAAAUAACAGACUCCUAAUGAACAGCUGUAUUUGAGUCUGCCAUAUGUCGAAAGCCAAUCAAGCACCAUUGCAAACUGUGUAUCUACACAUUCUCAUCAGUGGACUUUCCCAUAAGUGGUCAUGGGACAUCUACUGGGGUUACCUUAGACUUUUCUUUUCUUAUUUGUCCCCCCUCUAGCACCAUCAGUUCCCUUGUUUAAUUGGCUGAAAUGGUUGCCUUUUUAUAAAGACGUUUUAAUAUCUGAAUGUAUCAUUGCUUAUAAGGAAUUACAAGGUGAUGUCCCUGUUUAUCUUAUCAAUCUACUUAAAUUAUACAGCAACAUCUACAGUAGACAAACCAGAUACUGUAAUUUUAACCUAACCUCUCUGAGAUAUAAUCGCGAAACAGAAGGAGGCAGAACUUUAACCAUCACAACUUGGAAAGCAUGGAACAGUUUAUCUUUGCUUGUAGGGCAAAGAGAUUCAGUGGACUCUUUAAAAAAGCGUUGUGGAAUAAAUUUUUUAAACAACAGCAGAAUCUUGAUCAUUUUUCUAUUUAAGUCACCUGAUGAAUUGUGACAUGAUUAUAAGGUUAUAUUUUAUCUUUUAAAUAGUUUAGUAGAUUCUAUAGUAUCUGUAUUCUUUGGUUUUUUUACCUUGUAUUUUUAAUAGCUUAGUAUACUCAUUUUUUAUUUUAUAAUUUAUUCAUUUAUUAUUUAGAGGGCCACAAGGUUAUUAGCUCCAGCUAGUUUGUGCUAACCUUCAUAACAUAAAGUCUUUACUUACUUACUUACUGGUGUGAGCUGACAAGUAAAAGAUGUCUGAAUUAUGUAUACUGCAUCCCUGUAUUUUGUUGCAGUUAGAUGGGAAACUUGAAUAAUGUGAAGGUUUUAGAUGGAUCAAACACUUCUUCAUUUUGUGCUUACUGCCAUCCAUAGUAAUAGUAAAGCCUUUAUACAGGCCCAGGUGGCCAAUGGGGCCAGCGCUUAACUCCAGUUUCCUUAGCAUGAAGUGGCUAGGAGUAUUGCAACUUCCCCCUGGAUGGGAUGUUAGUCCAUCACAAGGUUACCCCCAGCAUAUUUGCUGGUACCCAUUUGUACACCUGGGUGAAGAGAAGCACUGUGAGAGUAAAGUGUCUUGCCUAAGAACAUAACACAAUGACCCUGGCCAGGGCUCAAAACCAGAUCACUUGAUCUGGAGUCAAGCGCACCAACCAUGAGGCCACUGUGCCUCCUACUGCCAUCCAUAAUCUGAUCUAAAUAUUGUGGAUUGGGUUUACAAGCUUAAGCAUACUUGAAAGUCUAUAGAGUACCAUACCCUGGUUUGUGAGGAUAAUUCAGCAAAACACUGGUAACCCUAAGCCCAAGAUCAUUGUAGCAAGCAUUCCAAUCAAUCUAAAAUUUGCAAAUUAUCAAAUAUCACCUCAGAGGCUUUACAGCAAAUGAAUAUUUAUUUUUACACAUCUCUAAAUAUGAACUAAUGUUGUGGAACCCCAUUUUAAUCUUCUAUUUCCAAGCUAAUGUCUGUUUCAUCAGUGGGCUCAGCGUGAUUAAACCAGCAGCUCAUGCUUUAUGAAUCAGGCAGAGCAGCAUCCCUCAUUUGUUUGUGACACUGUAGUUUAAAUUUUGAAAUAUCAUUUGAAUUCAAGUCUGAUAUCUCUAUUGUUGGGAGUUCUUAGAUGAGGCUUUUUCAUGAGUUCCACUUAGACUUCUACCCUUAGUUUAAACUGUUAAUUUCAUGUUAUUUUGGUAUGGUUAUGAGAGGUGUGCCUCUAACUAUUGUCUGGUGAUUGAUUGAGUUUCCUGAAAAAUAAAUCACCUUUUGAUUAAACAGUGAAGUUAAACAAUAUUGAGUUACUUGCUUUUUGUAUCACUUUAAUUAACUGAUUAUGGUCUUUGCAGGUCCCCACUAAACCCAGUAGCAAAUACAAAGUCAAGAAUUGAUUCUGGGCCACCUCCUCUUAUCUCGAUUAUUCCAAAAUCUGAGGACUCUGGAUACAUGCACUCUCACCUUCCUCCACACUCACGGCCAUCUGUAAUCACAUCCACCAAUAUUAUUCGCAGGCCAGUUGGUUUUAUGGCCCCAUCCCACCUUUAUGGUCCAACAGAAAUGUUUUGUUACCCAGGUCCUCACAGACGUGAAAUUGUGGAAUCAGGAAUCAUUGAUCCUUUUGUAGAAGAACACUUUCGUCGUAGCCUUGGUGAUGACUACAAAUGUGUCAGCCCAACAGCAAUAUCUACAGCAGGCUCAGUUGAUGACCAUUUUGCAAAGGCUCUCGGAGACACAUGGCAGAAAUUAAAAAAACCUGAAGUAUCAACUCAGUCUUCAAAUUCACCACAACUGCAAUCUAUUGUAUCACCUGCCAACUAGCUCUUUAUCUUUUUACAUAUUUUCUUAAGUAGGUGCUAGAGUUUAUCAUGUAGGGGGUUUGUGUCUUUGUCAUGAUGCUACUUUUCACAAAUUUAUUGUAUGCAUAACUUGCCAAUUCUGGCAUAAACAAUACAUGAUUUAUUGUUUGUAAUGCUGAAAUUUUAGACUUUCAAGCAGAUGAAAUAGAUUAGGCUUACUUUGAUUUGUGAAGAUGCAUCAUUUAAAAUGUUUGCAUUAUUUGUUGAGAACUUGUGUUAUUUAGCUAUAGCAUGAGGGCUGGCAAUGAAUGCAGUACACAGAUGUACAUGUACUAUGUACAUGUUUUGAACCCAAGACCAUUUUAGUUUCUCAGAAAUGUAUUUUUACUGUGUGUGUUGCCUAAGGUGUUGUGAAUGUCAAGGUCCACAUGCAUGUCUAAAGAGCAGUUUAGAAAUUAAGAAUUUCUAAAGGGAUUAUGAUGUUCAUGAAUUUCUACUACAUUUCAGACACUCAUUUUCUGACUUAACUCAUGAGUGAAUUUUUGUACCAUCUCUAGUUCAUACUGCUAUUUCUACACACAAUUACACUCUGCUAGAAGCAAAGGUAGAAAUAGUUUUUCUAAGGUUUCUUGCAUCAUAGAAGUGACUUAUGUGUUGAUUUUCAUCGUCAGAGGCAAUUCCUUUAACUCAAUUUAAAAAAAACUGCAUGUUUAAAAAACUUUUUAACCCAUUCGUUACUUUUUUAUCCAUAGUUGUAAUUCUACUUUUUUAACAAAUUAUUUUUGGCAAUGAUGAUGUAGAGUAGAAAAGUUUAUCAACAGCUUAAAUUUUUUUCCUAUCAAACUUAUAAUACAAGGGCAUGUCAUUUAACAGGCAGUUAGCAAGGAAAUUUAAAUGGCAUGUCAGUAUAGAAAAAAUUCUACAGGCCCUUUAUUAGUUUGAUUUAAAAUUGUUACCCAUGGACAGAAGCUAAUAUGUAUCAAGUUGGGAUCUUUUUUAUUUAAUAGAUACUGAAAUUUACCCUGUGAAGUACUAUCCUUUUUGUCUCUGAUUGGAGGAAUAAUGUAUUUAUACAUUACAGCUUCCAAUCUUUGAAUUGAAAUGUGAAAAAAUCUCAGUACAUAUGAAGUUAAAACAUCAUGCUAUCAAAAGUGCUUGAAAAAUUUUUAUUCACUGGUUGGGAUGCAUCCAGAGACCAUUUUAUUCCAUGGAAUGAUCUCUUUGUUCUUGUCAAUGGUGAAAAAGGUUCUUUAGAACUGGUCUUUGGUAAGAGUUUUCGGAGGAUGAUUGAAUUGCACUGAGUAGACACAGAGAAAUCUCGAUUAUCAAAUUGUUUUAAAUGUGUGGUUUUUAGGCAUGAAUUGAUGGACCCUAUAGACACAGCUGCAAAAAA